This is a messenger RNA of Physcomitrium patens, 1254 nucleotides long. RefSeq lists its product as uncharacterized. Lineage: Eukaryota; Viridiplantae; Streptophyta; Bryopsida; Funariales; Funariaceae. The record is from RefSeq and is a predicted model, not a curated record.
CCCAAGCCAGAGCCGGAGCCAUCACCAGCUCCAACCCCCAGUGUGUCACCUCCUUCACCUCCUUCUCCACCUCAACCAGAGCCUGAACCAAAACCCGAGCCAGAGCCGGAGCCAUCUCCGGAGUCAUCACCGGCUCCAACCCCCGAUAUGUCACCUCCCUCACCUCCUGCUCCACCUCAACCAGAGCCUGAACCAAAACCCGAGCCCGAGCCAUCAAUCUCACCGGAUGUUGCACCCAACUCCGAGCAAGAUGUUGAACUUAGCGUUCAAGAGUUCAGCAACUAUGAAGCUAUUCAGAGAUUCGAAUUGCUCUCGAAGCAAACCAAGAGGCCAUUUCUAGCUGUGAAGAAAGGCAAGGUCAAGUCGCCUAAAUUGCCAACCCCUUGGUUCAUUUAUGCGUUCCUGGGCGUUGGAAUCGUGACACUCUUGAUAACCUGCACAGGCCAUAUAGCUGCUGAGACGAGCCACAACUUUUGUCUCUCAUGUUAUUUAUGCUUGCAAAUUCUAUUAAUUGUAGCACAACUCAUCCUCGCUGGCUAUCUGUUUUUUGACAAGCAUUGGCGUCAGGACCUUCCCGAUGAUCCCACCGGGCAGUUGGAUAAAGUGGAGGAUUUCGUCGGAAAAAAUUUGACUAUUUGCAAGUGGGUUGCAUUGGGAGUGCUAAUUAUUGAGGCAUUGGGUCUAUUUUUCGCUAUGACUUUACGAGCCAUAUCUGCUGAUGCGCGUCGACCGGGAUAUGAUAGUGACGACGAGCUUGCUCCCACAAGGCAGCCCUUAUUGAACACUCGCCCGAACAAUCAACCAGCUCCCCCUGGGGCUCCUGCUCAGAAUCCUCCUUCACGCCCUACUGUCCGUAACGAUGCUUGGAGUGCGAGAAUGCGAGAAAAGUAUGGAUUAGACACAACAGAAUUUACGUACAACCCAGAAGAUCCGCAGUCCCGUAGAGUUCCUCAGUCGAACCAAGCAUCAACUAGUGCAGAGGACAAACCCAACCGCUGCAUAGUUAUGUAAAGAUCUUUCGAAGUGAUGGAAGUUGCUCGUUUGUGGCCUUGCAAUCAAGCAGCAGCGACGCAGUGACAAACCUUCAUUGUAACAGUGUGCUACAACUCGUCAUCUACUUCGCUCGAAUCCCGUCUCCGUUUCGUAAUAGCCAUUAGAAUAUUCAUCUUACUCACACUGCAUCCGUACAAUGUUCCAAACAAAAUACGGUUUUGUGAGUACUCCGUGUAAAUGAAGUAAUAUUUGAUUCAUUUA